Messenger RNA from Plasmodium berghei ANKA, 570 nucleotides. Its product is annotated as erythrocyte membrane antigen 1. Lineage: Eukaryota; Apicomplexa; Aconoidasida; Haemosporida; Plasmodiidae. The transcript has 2 exons. The coding region runs from base 1 to 570 and encodes 189 amino acids. The record is from RefSeq and is a predicted model, not a curated record.
AUGAAGUUUGGAUUCUGUAGAAGAAAGUCAAAGAAAUCCCAUAAGACAUCAGUUAAAGAAAAGAAACCGGUUGACCCUAAGCUUCCAGAUCUCAAAAUUAUAGGUGAUUUCGAUCCAAUAAAGUUAGAAGAUACCAAAGGACGUAAAAGUAUGUUAGCUAAACCCUUUGUCUCAGAAACCGAUGGUACUGUUACUGAUAAAGUGACAGGAUCUUUAAUAAGAGAAAAAGAUUCUAGUGUAUCAGAAUGGUAUAUUAGACCAUAUAAAGAUCAUGAAGAUGUGAUUAUGGUUAAUUUUGUGCCUCUUAGGGAAUAUUAUCAACAUGAACAACAGAACGUACAUAAUCAAUAUGGGGUCUCUCCUUCAGUACCUAAGAUGUCUGAAAAACAAAAAUUAAGUACUAUAAAUGCAGAGAUAUCAAAUAGGGUACAUGAUGAUGACGAAAGCACGAUAUAUGAAGAUGACGCAAGUACGAUACUGGGGAAUGACGACUUUACUCUAAAUGUAGAUGAAGAAAUAGAUGCAGAACUUGUAUCAUGUUUCGGAGAUGAAGAAAAUGAAAAUGAAUAG